Messenger RNA from Arachis duranensis, 7834 nucleotides. RefSeq names its product dnaJ homolog subfamily C GRV2. Lineage: Eukaryota; Viridiplantae; Streptophyta; Magnoliopsida; Fabales; Fabaceae. The transcript is spliced from 18 exons. Gene Ontology annotation, cellular component: endosome membrane. Gene Ontology annotation, biological process: receptor-mediated endocytosis; regulation of early endosome to late endosome transport; endosome organization. Bases 509 to 7747 code for a protein of 2412 amino acids. The record is from RefSeq and is a predicted model, not a curated record.
GAUCAUCGCUAUCCUUCCCUCUUUCCACGACUCUCUCUCUCUGUUUCGCUCCGUUUCGGCAAAACUCCUCCUUGAUCUCUAUCUUGGAUUCAAUUUUCGCCAUGCGGUUUCUCUGAUUCACCUGCAUAAACAUCCGCUCCCAUUCUCCAGUCCCUUAAUUCCGAUUCGGAUGAUUUUCGCAUUCGCUGAACCAAUCGCAGAUUAGCUAGGGUUUUCGAUUCGAUCUGAAAACGACCGAAUUGAAUGUAAAAUCUCUCUCCCCAAAUUUUCAGAGCUGGGGGCAAAUCAGUCUCGGCCUCACCGAACCCCGGCGGAGGCGGCAGCACUAUUAUACUACUCCUCGCGGCAGCAGCAGCAUCAACAUCAGCAGCAGGGAUUCUGGUCCUUCCUCAGCAGCCUUCAGCAUGCGCCACGUGUCCCCACUCUCGCCUACCUCCCCCAGGUCGAAUCCGUAAUCAGCUACGCCUCCGAUCUCAACCGCCCCGUCCACCUCCGUCCUCCGCCCAUCAUGGAAUCUACCUCCGCUGGCGCUGUCGCCGCGCGCUCCUCCUCCGGCUCUGCCGCACCAGCUCCACUCGAGGAGCCCGAGUACCUCUGCCGGUACAUGGUCGUGAAGCACUCCUGGCGCGGCCGGUAUAAGCGGAUACUGUGCAUAUCCAGCGUCUCCAUUGUCACGCUCGACCCGUCCUCGCUCUCUGUUACGAACUCAUACGACGUCGCCACUGAUUUCGAGGGUGCCGCACCGGUCCUUGGACGUGACGAUAAUUCGAAUGAGUUCAGUGUGAGCGUGAGAACCGAUGGAAGGGGGAAGUUCAAGGCGAUAAAGUUCUCGUCCAGGUAUAGGGCGAGUAUUCUGACAGAGAUGCAUCGGAUAAGGUGGAAUAGGUUGGCGCCGGUGGCUGAGUUCCCGGUGCUGCAUCUUCGACGGCGGGCGUCUCAAUGGGUCCCUUUUAAACUUAAGAUAACCUAUGUUGGUGUUGAACUUAUUGACACAAAAUCUGGUGACCUUCGCUGGUGCUUGGAUUUUAGAGACAUGGAUUCUCCUGCAAUUAUUAUUCUUUGUGAUGCAUUUGGUAAGAAAAAUGUUGAUCAUGGGAGUGGUUUUAUCCUUUGCCCUUUAUAUGGAAGGAAAUCUAAAGCUUUCCAAGCUGCCUCUGGGUGCACAAAUUCAGCUAUUAUUGCGAACUUGACAAAAACUGCAAAAUCCACUGUUGGGUUGUCCUUGUCUGUGGAGAGUUCCCAAACUCUUACAAUCUCUGAGUAUAUAAAACAAAGGGCAAAAGAGGCAGUUGGAGCCGAAGAUACCCCUUUGGGAGGUUGGUCUGUAACUAGGUUGCGUUCUGCUGCCCAUGGAACUCUGAAUGUUCCAGGAUUGAGCUUAGGAGUUGGUCCAAAAGGAGGACUUGGUGAACAUGGUGAUGCCGUAUCUCGACAGCUCAUUCUUACAAAGGUGUCACUCGUGGAAAGGCGUCCUGAGAAUUACGAAGCUGUUACUGUUCGUCCUUUGUCUUCAGUAAGCGCCCUUGUUCGGUUUGCCGAAGAACCCCAGAUGUUUGCAGUUGAAUUCAGUGAUGGAUGUCCUAUCCAUGUUUAUGCAAGCACAUCUCGCGAUAGCUUACUUGCAGCUGUUCGUGAUGCAAUUCAAACUGAAGGUCAAUGUGCCAUACCUGUAUUGCCAAGGCUGACAAUGCCUGGUCACCGGAUUGAUCCUCCCUGUGGAAGAGUUUAUUUGCAAUAUGGUCAGCAAAAGCCAGUUGCUGAUGCUGAAAGUGCUGCAAUGCAUUUGAAACAUUUAGCAGCUGCUGCCAAGGAUGCUGUUGCUGAAGGUGGUUCCAUUCCUGGAUCAAGAGCUAAACUAUGGCGAAGAAUAAGGGAGUUCAAUGCAUGUAUACCUUUUAGUGGUGUGCCUUUAAACAUUGAAGUGCCAGAGGUUACCUUGAUGGCCUUGAUUACUAUGCUUCCUGCGGUCCCAAAUCUUCCUCCAGAAUCUCCUCCUUUGCCACCCCCGUCACCAAAAGCUGCUGCAACUGUGAUGGGUUUUAUUGCUUGUUUACAUCGACUACUUGCAUCAAGAAGCGCUGCAUCACACGUGAUGUCUUUUCCAGCAGCAGUUGGAAGGAUAAUGGGUUUGCUUAGAAAUGGUUCAGAGGGUGUUGCAUCGGAAGCUGCCGGGCUUGUUGCAGCACUCAUUGGUGGUGGGCCUGGUGAUGCUAAUGUGAUGGAUUCUAAAGGAGAGUGGCAUGCAACAAUCAUGCAUACGAAGUCAGUAUUGUUUGCUAAUCAGAGUUAUGUCAUUAUUCUUGUCAACAGAUUGAAGCCUAUGUCAGUAUCACCUUUGCUGUCAAUGGCUGUGGUUGAAGUGCUUGAGGCUAUGAUUUGUGAUCCACAUGGGGAAACUACUCAAUAUAAUGUUUUUGUUGAGUUGUUGCGCCAAGUUGCUGGGUUAAAGCGUCGUUUGUUUGCACUAUUUGGUCAUCCUGCCGAAAGUGUUAGAGAAACAGUAGCUGUUAUUAUGCGAUCAAUUGCUGAAGAAGAUGCUAUUGCUGCGGAGUCCAUGCGAGAGGCUUCUCUGCGUGAUGGUGCUUUGUUGAGGCAUUUAUUGCACGCUUUUUUCCUUCCUGCUGGUGAACGCCGUGAAGUUAGUCGACAACUUGUUGCUCUUUGGGCGGAUUCCUAUCAACCCGCUUUGGAGCUAUUGUCUCGAAUUCUGCCUCCCGGACUUGUUGCUUAUUUGCAUACACGCUCUGAUGGAGUUCAAGAUGAAGAAACGAAUCAAGAGGAGUCAUCAAUUGGGAGAAGAAAAAGACGCUUACUUCAGCAGAGGAAAAGUCGCAUCGGGAGAGGACUAACCUCUCAAGAACAACCCUUCGCUUCAGCUAAUAAUUUUGAUGUUUCAGAUUCGGGUAGACAGACAGGGAGUGCCAUUAUUAGGGGCUCAGACAACUACCAUAGAGCUGCUCUUGAGCCAAGCUCUGGACAGGCUUCAGAUAUUCAAUCUUCUGUUGUUCAUACUAAUGAAAAUUUGUCCAGUGGAUCUCCUACAGCAGUCACACAAAAUGGGUAUUCAACUGUUGUUGCUUCAGCUACUUGUCCAUCUGCAAACUCAAAUGAAGCAACGGUACCUGAUUUAUCAAAUUCAGUUGCUCCUGAUGGCAAUGCAGUUGGCUUGCAGAAUGCAGAUGUUCCAGCUCCUGCUCAAGUUGUGGUGGAGAACACUCCCGUGGGUUCUGGUCGGCUUCUAUGUAACUGGCCUGAAUUCUGGCGAGCGUUUGGUCUUGAUCACAAUCGUGCAGAUUUGAUUUGGAAUGAGCGUACUAGGCAAGAGUUAAGAGAAUCUUUGCAAGCUGAAGUCCAUAAACUAGAUGUUGAAAAAGAGCGUACUGAAGAUAUUGUUCCUGGGGGUGCUAUCCUUGAAAUGGCAACAGGGAUUGAGAAUGUCCCGCAAAUAUCUUGGAACUAUGCUGAAUUUUCCGUUCGUUACCCAAGCCUGUCAAAAGAAGUUUGUGUGGGCCAAUAUUAUCUGCGUCUCCUGCUUGAGAGUGGCAGUGGUGGCAGGGCACAAGACUUCCCGUUGCGUGAUCCAGAUGCUUUCUUUAGAGCACUUUACCAUCGUUUUUUAUGUGAUGCAGACACAGGGCUUACCGUAGAUGGGGCUGUUCCUGAUGAACUAGGUGCAUCAGAUGAUUGGUGUGAUAUGGGUAGACUAGAUGGUUUUGGUGGUGGUGGUGGUUCAUCAGUGAGAGAGCUUUGUGCAAGGGCAAUGGCAAUUGUAUAUGAGCAGCACUACAAGACUGUUGGUCCUUUUUCAGGCACUGCUCACAUUACCGUUCUCCUGGAUAGGACAGAUGACAGAGCUCUGAGACACAGACUUCUUUUUCUUUUGAAGGCUUUGAUGAAGGAUUUAGCUAAUGUAGAGGCUUGUGUUCUAGUUGGAGGCUGUGUAUUAGCUGUCGAUCUUCUUACAGUGGUCCAUGAAGCUUCGGAGAGGACAGCUAUUCCUUUGCAAUCAAAUUUGAUUGCUGCUACGGCUUUCAUGGAGCCACUCAAGGAAUGGAUGUAUAUCGACAGAGAAGGUGCUCAAAUUGGACCUGUGGAAAAAGAUGCUAUUAGAAGGUUAUGGUCCAAGAAGGCUAUUGAUUGGACAACAAGGUGUUGGGCCUCUGGGAUGCUAGAUUGGAAGAAGUUGCGUGAUAUUCGUGAGCUUCGCUGGGCACUUGCCCUUAGAGUUCCUGUCCUUACCCCACCUCAGGUUGGAGAUGCAGCUUUGUCCAUAUUGCAUAGCAUGGUGUCUGCACAUUCAGAUUUAGAUGAUGCUGGAGAAAUUGUUACUCCAACUCCUAGAGUAAAACGAAUCUUGUCAAGUCCACGUUGCCUUCCUCACAUUGCACAGGCCAUUCUCUCUGGGGAACCAAGUAUUGUUGAGGCAGCUGCUGCAUUGUUGAAGGCCAUUGUUACCAGGAAUCCCAAAGCCAUGAUACGUCUAUACAGCACCGGUGCAUUUUAUUUUGCACUGGCUUAUCCAGGAUCUAAUCUACUUUCAAUUGGGCAACUGUUUGCCGUCACCCAUGUCCACCAAGCAUUUCAUGGUGGCGAAGAGGCUGCGGUUUCAACUUCAUUGCCUUUGGCAAAACGUAGUGUUCUUGGUGGACUUCUUCCUGAAUCUUUGUUGUAUGUAUUGGAGCGCAGUGGUCCAGCAGCAUUUGCUGCAGCAAUGGUAUCAGAUUCUGACACUCCUGAGAUAAUAUGGACUCAUAAAAUGAGGGCAGAAAAUUUAAUACGUCAGGUUUUGCAACACCUUGGUGAUUUUCCACAGAAAUUGUCACAGCAUUGCCAUGUUUUAUAUGACUAUGCUCCAAUGCCUCCAGUUACAUACCCUGAACUUAGAGAUGAAAUGUGGUGUCAUCGUUAUUACCUGAGGAAUCUAUGCGAUGAGAUCCGCUUUCCAAAUUGGCCUAUUGUUGAGCAUGUAGAGUUUCUGCAGUCUUUACUUGUAAUGUGGCGUGAAGAGUUGACGAGAAAACCUAUGGAUCUUUCUGAAGAAGCAGCUUGCAAGAUCCUUGAAAUAUCCUUGGAGGAUGUAUCUGGUGAUGCUGUAAAUAAAAAGCAUUCUUUGGAGGUAUCAGAUGAAACAUCUAGCUUAUCAAAGCAAAUUGAAAAUAUUGACGAGGAAAAGUUAAAGCGACAAUAUCGAAAACUUGCUAUGAAAUAUCAUCCUGACAAAAACCCUGAAGGAAGGGAGAAGUUUCUUGCUAUACAGAAGGCUUAUGAACGCCUCCAGGCUACAAUGCAAGGAUUGCAAGGUCCUCAGCCUUGGAGAUUGCUUCUUUUGUUGAAGGGGCAAUGCAUUUUAUACAGAAGAUAUGGAGACAUAUUGGAGCCAUUCAAAUAUGCUGGCUAUCCCAUGUUGUUAAGUGCUGUUACUGUGGACAAGGAUGAUAACAAUUUUCUUUCUUCAGAUAGAGCACCUCUUCUUGUUGCAGCAUCAGAGCUUGUUUGGCUGACAUGUGCAUCUUCUUCACUGAAUGGAGAAGAGCUGGUGAGAGAUGGAGGAGUGCAACUUCUUGCAACCCUUCUUUCCCGUUGCAUGUAUGUUGUUCAGCCAUCUACUCCUGGAAAUGAACCAUCUGCCAUUAUUGUUACAAACAUCAUGCGAACAUUUUCAGUUCUUAGUCAAUUUGAGGCUGCCAGAUCUGAGAUACUCGAGUUUUCUGGGCUAGUUCCAGACAUUGUGCACUGCACUGAGUUUGAGCUUGUACCAGGAGCUGUUGAUGCUGCUCUACAGACUAUUGCCAAUGUUUCUGUUUCAUCUGAAUUGCAGGAUGCUUUAUUGAGGGCUGGUGUUUUAUGGUACCUAUUGCCGCUGCUGCUUCAGUAUGAUGCAACUGCUGAAGAACCGGAUGCAACAGAAUCACAUGGUGUUGGUGCCAGUGUUCAAAUUGCCAAAAACAUGCAUGCCAUACGGGCAGCCCAGGCUCUGUCAAGGCUCAGUGGUUUGUGUGGUGAUGAGAGCUCAACUCCUUACAAUCGGGCGGCAGCAAAUGCCCUCAGAGUUUUGCUAACACCUAAGCUUUCUAGCAUGUUACGAGACCAAUUACCUAAAGAUUUGCUGUCCAAGUUGAAUGCAAACCUGGAGUCUCCAGAGAUUAUAUGGAAUUCUUCAACACGGGGAGAGCUGCUGAAAUUUGUGGAUCAGCAGCGUGCAGCUCAAGGUCCUGAUGGUUCAUACGAUAUCAGAGACUCACAUGACUUUGCCUAUAAAGCACUAUCAAAGGAAUUGUUCAUUGGCAAUGUUUACUUGAGGGUCUACAAUGAUCAGCCAGAAUUUGAAAUUAGUGAACCAGAAGCUUUUUGUGUUGCUCUAGUUGAUUUUAUAUCUUAUGUUGUGCACAACCAUCCUUUUGAGGAUGCUGAUCAAUAUGUUGAUGGCAUCUCUUCUCCUGCUCAGAAUUAUGAGGAUGCUGUUGAUGGAUUUGUGAGUGAACAGCCUGUCCUAGAUAAUUCUAGCACAAUAUCCGAGGAGCAAGUUGUUGGGAAGGAAGAAGCCGAGCUAGUUAAAAGUCUCCGUUCCGCAUUGAUCUCCCUACAGAACCUAUUGACUAAUAAUCCAAAUUUGGCAUCCAUAUUUUCCAAUAAAGACAAGUUACUGCCUCUUUUUGAAUGCUUUUCUGUCCCUGAAACAUCAAACAGCAACAUCCCUCAACUUUGUUUAGGAGUGCUGUCACUCUUGACGGCACAUGCUCCUUGUUUGCAAGCCAUGGUUGCAGAUGGAUCUAGUCUCCUUGUUUUACUACAAAUGCUUCACUCAUCCCCGAGUUGUCGUGAAGGGGCUCUCCAUGUUCUCUAUGCAUUGGCAAGUACACCUGAACUGGCCUGGGCAGCUGCCAAGCAUGGUGGUGUUGUCUACAUUCUUGAACUACUGUUGCCUUUGAAAGAAGAAAUUCCACUCCAACAAAGAGCUAUGGCAGCCUCCUUGUUGGGGAAACUUGUUGGGCAACCAAUGCACGGUCCAAGAGUUGCUAUAACACUUGCAAGGUUUCUUCCAGAUGGCCUUGUAUCAGUAAUUAGGGAUGGACCUGGUGAAGCUGUUGUUGUUGCGCUUGAGCAGACUACUGAGACACCAGAACUUGUGUGGACGCCAGCAAUGGCAGCUUCCUUGUCUGCACAGAUUUCAACCAUGGCAUCAGAAUUAUAUCGGGAGCAGGUGAAAGGCCGUGUUGUUGAUUGGGAUGUACCCGAGCAGGCAUCUGGGCAGCAGGAAAUGAGAGAUGAGCCACAGGUUGGUGGCAUCUAUGUUCGUCUAUUUUUGAAAGAUCCCAAAUUUCCAUUGAGAAAUCCUAAAAGAUUCUUGGAAGGCCUUCUAGAUCAGUAUUUGUCAUCCAUUGCUGCCACACAUUAUGACACUCAGGUUGUUGACCCAGAGUUGCCUUUGCUUCUAUCAGCUGCAUUAGUUUCAUUGCUUCGUGUUCAUCCUGCACUAGCAGAUCACGUUGGAUAUCUUGGAUAUGUCCCAAAACUAGUUGCUGCUGUUGCAUUUGAGGGAAGGCGAGAAACAAUGUCAUCAGGUGAUGCGAAUAUUGGAAAAAAUGCAGAUAAAACAUAUGACCCUGAUAAUGGAUCAACAGAGCACACACAAACUCCUCAAGAACGUGUGCGGUUGAGUUGUUUGCGUGUCUUGCAUCAACUUGCAGCUAGUACCACAUGUGCAGAAGCUAUGGCAGCAACAAGUGUAGGAACCCCUCAGGUAUGAGAUUACAUAUUCUGGAAUGUCUAAAAUGUAUUUACUGUGGGAGACAGAGAGGAGAAUGUGAGCUAGAUUACCUUUAUAUAUAUUAAU